CUGUUCUCAGCGGAGCCACGAAAAAGGGGGGUGGGGCCUCAGGCCCAGGCCAAGAUGGCGGCGGCGAAACCGACCCCCACCGACUCGCUCUCAUUCUGCCUCGCGCAGCUCACUGCAGCGGCCGUGGAAGGGCCGGGUGGGGGAAAGGACUCGGCAGCCAACGAAGCCCCCUUGAGCCGCGCGCUCCUAGCCCUUCGCACGCGCCACGUCAAGGCGGCGGGGGAUAUUGAGCGUUUCCGGGCGCGCGGUGGGCUCCGCCCCCUGCUCGCACUGCUGCGGCGCACGGCAGCAGUGGCGGCGGGACCCGCCCCGCCCCCAGCAGGCCCCGGCCCCGCCCCUUCACCAGCCACGUCGACGGGCGCCGCCGGUCCCGCCCCUUCAUCGGGUCCCGCCCCCCCCGCUGCUGCGUCAGCGCCUGCGCGCUUACGCAGAACGCUCGAUUUGGCCCUCAGCAUCCUUGCCAACUGCUGCACGGAGGGGGCGUGUCGGACUGAAGUGCGCAGACUCGGCGGUAUUCUCCCACUUGUAAGCAUCCUACAGUGUGUGAGGACUGACAGCAUACAAAACCGGACAGCCCGAGCCUUAGGGAACCUGGCUAUGGAAGCUGAAAGCUGUGGAGAUAUCCACAGGGCUGGUGCUGUGCCUCUGCUGGUUGAGAUCCUCACUGCCUCUCAGGAUUCCCAGUGUCUCCAGAGUGUCGUCCGUGCCCUCCGCAACUUGGCUGAUUCACCUCAGCACCGCCUGGCCCUGGCUCAACAGGGGGCAGUUAGACCCCUGGCAGAGCUACUGGCUACAACUUCUGACCCCGCCUUGACUUCAGCCCUGGCCCGGGCCUUGUUGGAGCUAAGCCGAGGCUGCUCACGGGCCUGUGCUGAACAGCUAAGCCUGGGUGGCGGACUGGGACCCCUAGUGAGUCUGGCCACUCACCCCAAGCGGACAGUACGUGAUGCAGCCAUCCUGACUCUGGCCAACCUAUGUGCCCAGGGCCUAGUUCGUCCUGCUUUGGGCAAUGCUGGCGGCGUGGAAGUACUACUUAGUGAACUCCGGAGGAGAAGGGGGCCCAGUGGGGCAGGCCCAGUGUCCCAGCAAGCCCUGGUACGGGCUGUCUGUCUUUUAUGCCGUGAGGCCAUUAACCGAGCACGACUAAGGGAUGCUGGAGGUCUGGAGCUGCUCAUGUCCCUUCUGAGAGACCCACGGGCAGGAGCCUUUCACCCUCGUGUGGUAGCAGCACUUGUUGGUUUCCUGUAUGACACUGGGGCCCUAGGAAGACUGCAAGCACUAGGGCUUGUGCCAUUGCUGGCAGGGCAGCUAAGUGGUGAAGUUGGAGAAGAAGAGGAAGAGGGCCGUGAGGCUGCCUCCUGUGACUUUCCUGAGGAACGGACCCCAGGGCCGACAGAAGCUGGGAGCUUCAGGAGCCUCAGGUCAUGGCUAAUAUCAGAAGGCUAUGUUGUGGCACCUGGAGAUAUCUCCCCAGAUUGGUCCCCUGAACACUGCCCUCUGCCAGAGCUUCCAGCUGUUCCAGUCAGUCCAAACCCUGCUACCCUAGGCCUGGAAACCCCAAGCACCUCUCAGCUAGAGACUCCUAGCCACUCAGGCAACAUCCCAAACCCUUCACCACCCCCACUGAGGACAUCUGGUCGGGCUGAAGAAUUGUGGGGACGGGAAGGGCCAGCCCUCUUACUCUUGUCACGCUUCUCACAGGCUCCAGAUCCCAGUGGGGCACUGGUGACUGGCCCAGCAUUACAAGGUCUACUAGGCUACGUGACUGGGGCCCCUGGUCCCCCAAAUCCUCGGGCC
This is a messenger RNA of Gracilinanus agilis (Agile Gracile Mouse Opossum), 1797 nucleotides long. It is a transcript of the gene ARMC5, whose product is annotated as armadillo repeat containing 5. Gene Ontology annotation, biological process: anatomical structure morphogenesis. Gene Ontology annotation, cellular component: cytosol. Lineage: Eukaryota; Metazoa; Chordata; Mammalia; Didelphimorphia; Didelphidae. The annotation marks the transcript as partial. Gene Ontology annotation, molecular function: protein binding. The transcript is spliced from 5 exons. The record is from RefSeq and is a predicted model, not a curated record.